Sitodiplosis mosellana (orange wheat blossom midge) is the source of this 1774-nucleotide messenger RNA. RefSeq lists its product as uncharacterized. The coding region runs from base 228 to 1304 and encodes 358 amino acids. The transcript has 2 exons. The record is from RefSeq and is a predicted model, not a curated record. Lineage: Eukaryota; Metazoa; Arthropoda; Insecta; Diptera; Cecidomyiidae.
GUGGGAACCACAAAAAACCGUGGAAUGUGCUCACUGUGAAUGCGUUUUCGAAAAAAACGAGCAAUUAGAUGACCACAUUCACGAAAUCCACGAUGUACAGUUCACUGGCAAACGACAAUUAGUGUGCUGUGAGCAGAACGAGUACAAACGAAUGAAAAAGAAGUACGAAUCACGAAUGCCAUUAUUGUGAAUGUGAGUUCCAGAAGAAGUAUCAAUUGGUGAAUCAUAUGAAGAAUGUUCACCAAUGUCCAAAAUGUCGUCAAAUUGUGCUAACCGAGGAGGUUCGAGCCGAACACGAAAUCAAACACGAGGAAGAGCAGCGCAAAAAAGAAGAAUUGAAGAAAAAGCAGGAGGAAAGAGACGAAGAUCUUGUGUUGAAUUAUGUGAAAACAAACAAGCUUGAUGAAUAUCAACCCGAACCAGAUUAUAAGCCAAACAUCGAUUACAUCAUUGCAUGCGGUCUCAAUAUAGAAGAAAUAUCGAGAUUUGUGAAAAAAUUUGAUGUCAAAAACAUCUUAGCUAGCAUCGUUGCCUAUUUUGAUUUUGACGCUUUUACGUGCGAAGAAAUCACCUACUUAUUGGAAAACGGUGCAGUGAGAGUUGAGGAUGUUGCUUGGUUUCUAGACUUUUUUUCACUUUCAUCAAGCAAUCAUAAAAUUCUGUCGGAGUUGGUGGCGUAUUUUUUGGACAAAGGCUACAAAAUCGAACGAGAAUGGGUUGCCAAGGCAAUUGAUGACGAUGCACUAAUGGAACGCAUAAAACAGAAAUACACAUACACUUUUGAUGAAAUAUAUGGGGCACUUGAAGUGAAUCCACUUGACAAUCAACUUGAUCGCGAUGAAUUCUACGUGCAAGUUCAUAAACACUUUCCCAAUCCUGACUUCAAAGAUCCGUUUGCCAAUCCGUUCAUCGAUUUCGAAACUAUUCUGACCGAACAUGUCCAUGACCAUCUACAUAACCGAUAUUUUUAUGACGAAGCGCGUGAUAAACUAUCCAUUGUUGUCGGUUAUGAACCCAAUCGGCGUGAAAUUUCAUUGGGCAGCUGUAAAGAAAUGUUGAACAUGAAUUUACAAGAUUUGAUACAACAAUACAACAAGGCAACAGAAGGAUACGACUAUACUAAUGAUCAACUCAGCAAGCUGUUUGAUAAACGUGAACAAAAACUUGACUAUGCAAAAACAAAGAAGGAAAGAGAAGAUAUUCUAGAGGAAUACUUCUAUAAAAUUGAUAAAGAUGCUCUAUUGGAACGGAAUUAUAUGGCGAAUGAGGUGUCGAAGCUGUAUUUUGUCAUUGCACAAAAGUGAAUCACAACAUUUCAAUUAUUGAAGCCAAAAAAGCAGCCAAGAAGCAUAAUACCGUAAGAGGAGAGUCUUUUGGAUGGUGCGCAAAUCGAUGCCGUAUUAGUUUAAGUACAGUCUACUAAAGAAUAAUAAACCAAAUGUCCAGCUUGAAUCUGAAUAAGCUCCUACAAAGAAAAUGAACCAAACCCAUUUGGAUUCUUCUCUAACGAAAUGAUAGCACAAAAACGUUUCUAUUUACUUUUCUUUUUUGUCAUAAAAGUACCAUUAAGAUCGUUAAGAAUUUUCAUUCGCUAUUCAUUAUUCUUUAUUUUUAUUUUCUAAGAUCACAAGCCUAUAUACAAAACAAAACAAUAUCAAAACCGAUAAAGUAUUACUCGUGAAGUAAAAAAUAAAAUAUGAUGAAAUAAAAUAAAUUAUGGAGGAAAGGAUGUCUCUGCAAGCAGUUGCUCCUAUUCCUUUGUGUAGACCAAAAA